This is a messenger RNA of Rosa rugosa (rugosa rose), 1425 nucleotides long. RefSeq lists its product as uncharacterized. The record is from RefSeq and is a predicted model, not a curated record. The coding region runs from base 1 to 1425 and encodes 474 amino acids. The transcript has a single exon. Gene Ontology annotation, molecular function: nucleic acid binding; zinc ion binding. Lineage: Eukaryota; Viridiplantae; Streptophyta; Magnoliopsida; Rosales; Rosaceae.
AUGGCUUGUAAUCGCCGAGCACGUAGGGAAACUCCUCCUAUUGAGGAUGAUGAACAGAUGCCUAGGAGGUUUGCGGAUACUUUUGGGCAGUUCUUUCGACAGAUUGCUGCAGCGCUCCCCGGGUCACGUACCGACUACUCUGUGGAACGUGCUAGGAAGCAUGGGGCCCAGACUUUUGCUUCUGCCGCCUCACCUGUUGAGGCUCAGCGGUGGCUUGACAGGAUGGAGAGAGUUUUCUCCCAGAUGGACCUUCCAGAGGACAGGAAAGUGAAUUUGGCAGUACAGUUCCUUGAGGAUACCGCCUGGCAUUGGUGGACUGGUGUGGUCAAUGAUCCUGCAAAUGCUGGCCCGAUGACAUGGGAUAUGUUCAAGGCCCAUUUCUAUGGACGGUACUUUAGUGAUGCCCACCUUAAUCGGAUGCAGGACCAGUUUUUGAAUUUGAAGAAGAGAGAUGAUCAGUCAGUGUUAGAGUUUGAGCAGGAGUUUCUCUCCUUGGCUCACCAUAUGCCGGAUUUGGUUCGUACGGAGCAAAGUAAGAUUCGUAGAUUUGUCCAGGGACUUGGAGGAAAGUUUAAGGAUAAGAUGUUAGGCACACCGUACAAGAGUUUUGGUGAGGCAGUAUCUUAUGCCAUGGACAUUGAGUCGGACUCACCUGCUGGAUUUCACCCUAGGGAUCCUGGUGGCCCUAGCCAGGGUCCAUCUAAGAGGGCUACUUCUACAUCCGGUUCUGGUUCUUCAAUUGGUAGUGGAAAGAGCAGUGGUUCCAGCUCGAAGUCCCGUACUAGAUUCAGGGGACGUGUCAGGAGAUUCUCUCGGGGUCAGUUUAGUGGACAACAGUCGGGGCAGCUUGAGAGGUCCAAGAGUUAUCAUGGUGGUUCGAGUGGGACUUCUUCUAGUCAGUCAGCUCAAUUUGGGCAGUAUCAGACAGUGGGGUGUUUCAUGUGUGGUCAGCAGGAUCACUUUAGGAGGGACUGCCCUCUUUUGACUCAGGGAGCCAUAUCUACCCCCACUCAGACUGUUGGCCAGUCCUCUGUUGGCGGUUCUACUAGUAGUGCCCGCACUAGCUCGGUAGGUCGAGCUGGUUCUCAGCAGACCAGGGGUCAGCGGGGUCGUCCUGUGACACAUGCUAGACUGCACGCCAUGACCCAGCAGGAGGGCCGUGACUCACCGAAGGUUAUCGUUGGUACGUUAUUUAUUUUUAAUCAGCCUGCUUUAACCUUAAUUGACCCUGGUGCUACGCACUCAUUUAUGUCUAGUAAAUUCGCAUGUUUUGCAAAUGUUCCAUCAUCACUCCUUAUUGGCGAGUGGUAUGUUUCUUUACCUGCGGGAGGAGCACUUAAGAUAGAUUGGGUUUUUAAUGGUUGUGGUGUAAUGGUUGAUGGUUUUUUGCCUGGAGGUCAAUCUAAUUCCUCUAGAUCUUGUUGA